Cebus imitator (Panamanian white-faced capuchin) is the source of this 1449-nucleotide messenger RNA. RefSeq names its product E3 ubiquitin-protein ligase makorin-1-like. Gene Ontology annotation, biological process: protein polyubiquitination. Lineage: Eukaryota; Metazoa; Chordata; Mammalia; Primates; Cebidae. The coding region runs from base 1 to 1449 and encodes 482 amino acids. The record is from RefSeq and is a predicted model, not a curated record. The transcript has 2 exons. Gene Ontology annotation, molecular function: metal ion binding; ubiquitin protein ligase activity.
AUGGCGGAGGCUGCAGCUCCCGAAACAACAGCCACAAUAUCAGGAGCAGCAGCGGCGGAGGAGGAGGCAGCCGCGUCCUUCCCCACACCGAUCCCCACAGUCACCGCUCUGUAUCCGAGGACGGACAGAGGGGGCGGGGGCAGCGGCGGCAGCCACGGCAGCGGCGGCAGCUGGACUAAACAGGUCACCUGCAGGUAUUUUAUGCAUGGGGCUUGUAAGGAAGGCGAUAACUGUCGCUAUUCUCAUGACCUCUCUGAGAGUCCGCAUAGUGUAGUGUGCAAGUAUUUUCACCAAGGGUACUGUUUUUAUGGAGACCGCUGCGGAUAUGAGCAUAGCAAACCACUGAAACAGGAAGAAGCAACCUUUACAGAGCUAACUACAAAGUCAUCACUUGCUGCUUCCUCAAGUCUCUCAUCGAUAGUUGGACCACUUGUUGAAAUUAAUACAGGUGAAGGGGAGUCAGGAAAUUCAAACUUUGCAACUAUAGGACCAGGCUCAGAGGACUGGGUGAAUGCUAUUGAGUUUGUUCCUGGGCAACCCUACUGUGGCCGUACUGUGCCUGUCUGCACUGAAGCACCCCUGCAGGGCUCAGUGACCAACGAAGAAUCAGAGAAAGAGCAAACCGACGUGGAAACAAAAAAGCAGCUGUGCCCCUAUGCUGCAGUGGGACAGUGCCGAUAUGGGGAGAACUGUGUGUAUCUCCACGGAGAAUCAUGUGACAUGUGUGGGCUGCAGGUCCUGCAUCCAAUGGAUGCUUCCCAGAGAUCACAGCAUAUAAAAUCGUGCAUCGAGGCCCAUGAGAAGGACAUGGAGCUCUCGUUUGCUGUGCAGCGCAGCAAGGAUAUGGUGUGUGGGAUCUGCAUGGAGGUGGUCUAUCAGAAAGACAACCCCAGCGAGUGCCGCUUCGGGAUCCUCUCCAACUGCAACCACACCUACUGUCUCAAGUGCAUUCGCAAGUGGAGGAGUGCUGAAGAAUUUGAGAGCAAGAUCGUAAAAUCCUGCCCACAAUGCCGAAUCACAUCUAAUUUUGUCAUUCCAAGUGAGUACUGGGUGGAGGAGAAAGAAGAGAAGGAGAAACUCAUUCAGAAAUACAAGGAGGCAAUGAGCAACAAGGCAUGCAGGUAUUUUGAUGAAGGACGUGGGAGCUGCCCAUUUGGAGGGAACUGUUUUUACAAGCAUGUGUACCCUGAUGGCCGUAGAGAGGAGCCACAGAAAGAGAAAGUGGAAGCAUCAAGCAGAAACCAGGCCCAAGGAAGCAACAGCUUCUGGGAAUUAUUUGAGGAAGGAGCAAACAGCAACCCCGUUAACAACAAUGAAGAGGCUGUCACCUUUGAGCUGGGCGAGAUGUUGCUUAUGCUUUCGUCUGCAGGUGGGGAGGAUGAACCGACAGACUCUGAAGAUGAGCGGGACGUGUUUCGUGAUGAAGAAUUUUAUGUCUUAGAUCUAUAG